Molecule: messenger RNA, 3360 nt
Organism: Plodia interpunctella (Indianmeal moth)
Lineage: Eukaryota; Metazoa; Arthropoda; Insecta; Lepidoptera; Pyralidae
Product: cytochrome P450 4c3-like
Exons: 11
Coding region: 742-2223 (493 amino acids)
Molecular function (GO): monooxygenase activity; heme binding; iron ion binding
Source: RefSeq, a predicted model, not a curated record
GUAUGAUUCUGACAUUCCAUUUUACUAUUGGUGAAAGAAUUUGUGAAAUCGGUUUCUCAGUUCUGAAGAUUAGUUCUACAUACAAACUUACAAACACUUCCUCAUUAUAUUAUUAGGUGUAGAUGUAGAUGUACGCACACAUGUAUGUUUGCACCGCUAAGUUCAUAAUUAGUCUGUCUGUUUUUACGCAUAUCUGCUUACUAUUUGGUUGGUACAUUAAUCGGUUAAAAUUUAACCCAUAUGGUAUAUGUGCUCUCUCAUCUUCGCGAGUUCCCGGUUGCUUUCGGGACUGUGGCUGCCAUGAGCGGGGUCAGCGUGAAAACAAAUCUUAACAUUUUGGGUACUUACCUAAUUUUAGGUACUCGACAAAUAGAAUUCUAUGGAUCACACAAAAAUAAGAAAAUCCCCAUAUAUGUAACUGAAUCCAAAACUUAAGUUUUAUUAUUUCUGUAUCACAGUUUUCUUCACAAGUUAUCACCUCAUGUUGAUUUUUCUCAUCAAUCAUCAAAAUGAACACGAGUAGGUAUCCUCCAAAUCCAAUAUUUGUAUGAUGACGCAAAUAUACACGCGGUGUACAUAAUAAUAUAUGAUCUCGUCUAGGGUAUAGCUAAUGAAGAGCCAUCAGAAUAGUUCGGAUUACAGUCAGAGCAUGUUUGGUGUCCGUCUGUAUGUGUGAAAAUUUUAAUUAUAUUUUGAUAAUAAAGUUACAUACCACAAAGUAUCUAUCUAUUUUAGAUAAAUAUGAUAAUCCUGGGAGUGGUCGUGCUCGCCGUGGGCGUGUAUUGGCUAUAUUUCUCUAUCCGGACACAACACAUGGAGAAACUGACUGCGGCUUUACCAUCGCCGCCCUCGCUGCCUCUCCUCGGGAACGCCAUGAUGUUCAUUGGGAACACUGAAAAAAUGCUGCACAAUCUCGAAUAUCUAGCGGACCUAGCACACAAACACAAGGGAUGUGUCAAAAUUUGGUUGGGCCCUAAACUGUACAUUGCUAUUGGCAACCCUGAAGACGCACAACUGGUGUUAGAAAAUUGUUUGGACAAGGACGGUGUCUACCGCUUCUUGCGCGCUUGGUUAGGACACGGCUUGUUUGUGGCACCAGUGGGUCUGUGGAAGACGCACAGAAAAGUGCUCCUACCUGUGUUCCACAACAAAGUGGUGGAGGAGUACCUGGGUGUGAUCGGGCAGCAGGCCGGCGUGCUCGUGGGGCGCUUAGCUGACCACGACGGACAGGGGGAGUUCGACGUUCUCAAGUACAUCACCGCGUGCACGCUGGACAUCGUCUUUGAAACGGCGAUGGGCGAACGUAUGGACGUUCAGCACACCCCAGACACUCCAUACUUGCGCGCGCGGCACACCGUGAUCUCCAUCCUCAACAUGAGACUGUUCAAAGUCUGGUUGCAACCCGACUGCCUCUUCAACCUUACAUCCUACGCCAAGCAGCAGAGGGACAAUAUCGAUCUCACUCACAAGUUCACAGAUGAGGUAGUGAAGAAAAAGCGGCAAGAGUAUGAAAACAAGAAGAACCAAGUUGACAAUGAUCAAACAAAGGAAGGUAAACUACAAGCAGUUCUGGAUUUGCUUUUCGGUCGGGAAAUAGAGUUUACAAACGAGCAGUUACGGGAACACAUUGACUCGAUCACAGUAGCUGGGAACGACACCACGGCUCUCGUCAUCGCGUAUACCCUGGUUCUGUUGGGGGUUCACCAGGAGGUACAGGAGAAAGUCUUGCUUGAACAAGAAGCUAUUUUUGGCUCAUCACGUCGGGCAUCGAAAAAGGAGGAUCUACAGCAGAUGAAUUACUUAGAGAGGGUAAUUAAGGAGAGCAUGCGACUGUACACGGUGGUACCAAUCAUAGCUAGGAAUGUACACAAGGAUACAUAUCUCCCUGGAUGCGGGGUCACGUUGCCAGCAGGCGCAGGCGCCGUCAUAGGAUCGUUUGCUAUCCACAAAUCAAAGGCAGUGUGGGGAGCAAACGCUGACGACUUCGACCCUGACAGGUUUCUCCCUGAGCGUUCCGUCGGUCGUCAUCCUGCCGCCUUCUUACCCUUCAGCUUCGGUUCUAGAAACUGCAUUGGGCGUAACUUUGGAAUGCUUAUCAUGAAGAGCAUAAUUUCAAGCAUUGUGCGAGCGUACAAGAUUAAUGCCAAGCCUAUCGACCGCUUGAAAAUAGAGGUCCUACUGUUCCCCACCAAUGGGCACCAGAUCAUGCUUAGAAGGAGAUAGAAUAGAAUCUCACUGAAAAAAUGUUCUUAAUUUAAGACUUCACUUGUGAAUACUUUGGUGUUAAAAACAUUUUGUUAAGAUUGUUCGAGUACCUAUCUUCGGUAUGGCAUGAAUGAGCAAUGCGAAGAAAUGAUUGACGUUCUACACUGAUUCACAACAACAUACCUAACGUAAGGAAGCAAAUUGUGGGUUUGUGAAAAGUGCAGUGAACAGCACAUUGAUUUAGGCUUCACUCAAUCUAAGAUUACCGUCCUACCUAUUACCGUCGCACUGGAUUGCGUGAAGUUAACUGUACUAUUACGACAAACAGUACAGAUAAGUUCCUACCUACAGUACCUACCUACAUUGGUAGUAUGGACUGCUCUUGAACAGCUGCGUUGUAAGGUUGUAUUAGUAUUAGGUAAAUAUUUUAUCUGCUCCAUUCAUACAAGGACUUUCUUAAGUAAAUAUGUAGUAGUUCAGUUGCUUUGCUAAUAUGUAGGUAUACCUACUUUAAAAAAUACUUAUACAAAUGAAUUAUUGAAAAUAACAACUUUACCUAAGAAAAUUAUAAUUAGUAAUCUAAUCUACAUAUCUACAUUGUAUUGUAGUCUCAGUUGACAUAGAAGUACGAUUUGAGUAAGUACUAAGGCUACUUACUGGGAAAAUGGUAUGCCUAUAUCUAAAGGUAGUAAGUACUACUUUAAAAUUAUGCUUAGGUAGUUGAAGAACAUACAAUAAAAUUAUCAAUCACAUAUAUAUAGCGCUCGGUAAUCGAAUAUGAGAUAGCGGAAAUUUAGUUCCCUGUCUCUAGUCUCUACAUAGGUAUUUGAAUGGUCGAACUCCAUCUAACACCUCAGCAAGCUAGUUAGCUAAAAUAAAUAUACUUAAAGUGGAAAUAAGUUGUAUUAUGAGGCGGGUAGGUUCCUUAAUAGAGUAUUACCAGAUUUUUAAUCGCAUGCAGAAUUUACUCAAACUCGCGGUGCGGCGGCGUGACAGCUCAGUCCCGCUUUUUGGGUUUCUUGACAGACGCAAAUAAACGUGCCAUUGACUAGGUAUUUUUUCUCACGCCGUCGCACGCAUUCUGAUACUACUUUAAUAAAAUGUAUAGCAAACUUAGCUAAUAUAUUUUUUAUUUAAAAUAAAAAGCCAGUCAAA